Messenger RNA from Chrysochloris asiatica (Cape golden mole), 1038 nucleotides. It is a transcript of the gene CD1A, whose product is annotated as CD1a molecule. The transcript is spliced from 6 exons. Gene Ontology annotation, molecular function: endogenous lipid antigen binding; lipopeptide binding; exogenous lipid antigen binding. The record is from RefSeq and is a predicted model, not a curated record. Bases 1 to 1038 code for a protein of 345 amino acids. Gene Ontology annotation, biological process: positive regulation of T cell mediated cytotoxicity; immune response; antigen processing and presentation, endogenous lipid antigen via MHC class Ib. NCBI's taxonomy places the organism in Eukaryota, Metazoa, Chordata, Mammalia, Afrosoricida, Chrysochloridae. Gene Ontology annotation, cellular component: external side of plasma membrane.
AUGCUGUUCCUGCAACUUCCAUUGCUAUCUGUUCUUCUCCCAGGUGGUAACAAUGAAGAUGUCUUCAAGGAGCCCAUCUCCUACCAUGUUAUGCAGAUAACAUCUUAUUACAACCAUUCCUGGGUAAAAACAGUAGGCUCUGGUUGGUUGGAUGAGGUGCAGACUCAUAACUGGGAGAGUAACUCUGGCACCAUCGUAUACCUACGGCCCUGGUCCAAGGGCAACUUCAGCGACAAGGAGCUUUUAGAACUGGAAUUGCUGUUCCGCAUGUAUUUCAUUGGAUUGACUCGGGAAGUUCACAAUUAUGACAGUCAAUUGCAGCUUGAAUAUCCAUUAGAGAUACAGGUGGCAGGAGGCUGUGAGCUGCACUCUUGGAAAGAGUCAACAGGUUUUCUGUGGGGAGCCUAUCAAGGAUUAGAUUUCUUGAGCUUUCACAACAAUUCAUGGAUACCAUCUCCAGAGUGUGGAAGUAAGGCUGAGAAUGUCUGUGCACUACUCAAUCAGUACCAAGGCAUUAAGGAAAUAGUGCACGGGCUCAUCAGUGACACUUGCCCACGUCUCACUUUGAGUCUGCUGGAAGCAGGGAAGGCGGAUCUCCAGAGAAAAGUGAAGCCCGAAGCCAGGCUGUCCAGUGGCACCACUCCUGGUCCUGGCCGUGUACUGCUGAUUUGUCAUGUUUUUGGCUUCUACCCGAAGCCUGUGUGGGUGAUGUGGAUGCGGGGGAAUCAGGAGCAGCCUGGUACUCAGAGAGGUGGUGUUCUGCCCAAUGCUGAUGGGACCUGGUAUCUUCGAGUAUUCUUGAAUGUGACAACCAUGGAGGCAUCUGACCUGUCUUGCCGGGUGAGGCACAGCAGUUUAGGUGACAAGGACAUCAUCCUCUAUUGGGAGCAUCACAGCUCUUUGGGUGUGAUCUUCUUGGCAGUGAUAGUGCUCCUGGUACUUCUGACUGGCUUUAUGUUGUGGUUCAGGACGCGCUGGGGAGAAAAUGCAACCAAAAUUUAUAAGAAAAACAUGUUAGAAACCAGAGUAAACUUCUGA